Molecule: messenger RNA, 767 nt
Organism: Cyprinus carpio (common carp)
Lineage: Eukaryota; Metazoa; Chordata; Actinopteri; Cypriniformes; Cyprinidae
Gene: ssuh2.1
Product: protein SSUH2 homolog
Exons: 3
Coding region: 135-521 (128 amino acids)
Source: RefSeq, a predicted model, not a curated record
UUUUGUUUUUUGUCUUUUUGUUUUUAUGUGUGAGGUAAGAUGCAUCAGUUUGUUAUUAGUUCUUAUGAUCUCAGUCCCUUUUUUGGUUACUGUUUAGGUCUGCACAAUAAUGUGGUCUGUUCAUCUUUGUAUUUAUGUGGUUAUCUGUGUAUAACACUACAUUAUUUCACAGGAAGAACCAGAUGUUUGAGUUUAUACCCAACCGGGUGCCUGAAUUCCCGCUGAAGAAGUUUGAGAAGGUGUCUGGGGAAGCGUUCUUUGUAGAUGAAAACCUUCUGGUUUAUCCGAUAGAGGGCUUUCCUGACCAGGACAUCUGCGAUGCCUCAAAAGAAGCGAUUCAGAAUCACCUGCUAAAAUAUUCUGCUGUGAGCCGCAUCCUGCAGCAGCGUCAAACGAUCGAGCUGGUUCCUCUCACUCAUGUAUAUUACGCUUACAGUGGGAAAGACUAUGAUUACUUUGUUUUUGGGCGAGAAAACAAAGUUCACACUACCAAAUACCCUUCUUCCUGUAGCAUUUUGUAAUUUGUUUUGUGUCUUAACCAAUUUUGCAAUAAUGCACACCUUUUUUUUAUAAGAUGUAAAUACAGUAUAUACAGUGUGUAUUUAUAAUGUAAUAUAUAGAUGAACUGUAAAUGUCUAUGAAAAUGAAGCUGCUUUCUCCUCAUUCUCUCAUUUAAGCAUAUAACAGCAUGUUUUUAACUGACUUUUUAUCAUUACUUCAUUCUGUAUAUGAAAUAUACUUAUACUAGUAUUAAGUAUUAAAAUGAA